CCCUGUGUGGCUUAGAAGCAGGUGAGAGUCUCUAUUGCCCUUCCAAAGUCCCUCUACCAGGGAAAACACUUUGGCCAGGCAGGUCAAAACGGGCUGCUUGACUGCUGCUGUCCUUGGAACUCCCUGCCAAGGGAAAUUCAGCCAGUUCCUCACCUUUUAUCCUUCCACUAGCAUGCAUCGUAUUUUUAUUCAGAGAGAGAUUUUUGAUUAUUCCUUGGCUGUCCAGAAAUUCUCCUUGACGCUUCAGUCCUUUCAGUUUGAUUUCAUUGGGGACACUCUGACGGACGAUGAAAUCAACAUUGCUGAAUCCUUUAAGGAAUUUGCUGAGCUGCUCCAAGAGGUGGAACUUGAGAGGUCCAUGAUGGUGCAAAAUGCCAGUAAUUUGUUGAUCAAACCUCUGGAAAAAUUCCGUAAGGAGCAAAUUGGAUUCACCAAAGAGAGGAAGAAGAAAUUUGAGAAGGAUGGUGAGAAGUUUUACUCCAUGUUGGAUCGCCACUUGAAUUUAUCUUCAAAGAAAAAGGAAUCUCAACUGCAAGAGGCAGAUUUGCAGGUUGAUAAGGAGCGGCACAUUUUUUUUGAAUCUUCCCUGGAAUAUGUGUAUCAAAUCCAAGAAGUACAGGAGAGCAAGAAAUUCAGUAUUGUAGAGCCUGUGUUGGCUUUUCUUCACAGCCUCUUCACUUACAACAACCUGACUGUGGAGCUCACACAGGAUUUCCUUCCGUACAAGCAACAGCUUCAGCUCAGUUUGCAAAAUACGAGGAAUCAUUUCUCCAGUACUCGUGAAGAGUUGGAAGACCUCAAGAAAAGAAUGAAAGAAGCGCCACUGACCUGCAAGUUACCUGGCAAGCCAACCAUUGAGGGAUACCUCUAUUCACAAGAAAAAUGGGCACUGGGAAUCUCCUGGGUCAAAUACUACUGCCAGUAUGAAAAGGAAACAAAGAUGUUAAGAAUGACACCCAUGGAGCAGAAACCAGGAGCGAAACAAGCUACCACUGUACAUUUGAUCCUGAAGUCCUGCGUGCGAAGGAAGACUGACUCUAUAGACAAAAGGUUUUGUUUUGACAUUGAGACAGUGGAAAGAUCUGGUCCCAUCACUUUACAAGCUCCCUCUGAAGCCAACCGACGGCUCUGGAUGGAGGCCAUGGAUGGGAAAGAGCCGAUCUACCACAGUCCCAUCACCAAGCAGGAAGAAAUGGAACUGAAUGAGAUUGGCUUCAGAUUUGUCCGGAAGUGCAUCAAUGCAGUAGAGACGAAUGGAAUCACAACUGAAGGGGUCUAUCGAACCGUUGGGAGCAAUAUUCAAGUCCAGAAGCUCUUGAAUGCCUUCUUUGAUCCUAAGUGUCCUGGGGAUGUGGAUUUCCAAAACAGCGACUGGGACAUCAAGACUAUUACCAGCUCCUUGAAGUUCUACCUGAGGAACCUCUCUGAACCCGUCAUGACAUACAAACUUCACAAAGAAUUGGUCUCGGCUGCCAAAUCUGAAAACCUGGAUUAUAGGCUGGGAGCGAUUCAUUCCCUGAUUUAUAAACUCCCUGACAAGAACCGAGAAAUGUCCGAACUCCUCAUCAGACAUCUGGUCCAUGUGUGUGAACACAGCAAGGAGAAUCUCAUGUCUCCAUCCAACAUGGGAGUGAUCUUCGGCCCCACCCUCAUGCGUGCGCAAGAGGACACGGUUGCAGCAAUGAUGAAUAUUAAAUUCCAGAACAUUGUGGUGGAGAUUCUCAUUGAGCACUUUAACAAGAUCUAUUCUGGGCCUCCUGAAGACAAUGCUGCGCCUCCUGUACCACCUCCACGGGUGGCCACUCGAAGACAUAAGCCCAUCACCAUUUCCAAGCGUCCUCUGAGAGAGAGACCCAUCUUCUUCGGAGGUUCUGUGGAAGAAAGUGAAGAAGAGGACAGCUGUGCUCUGACUCCCAAUGGCGUAAUUGUUGCCCCUGGCCCUGAUGCUCCUAAGCCACUCCAGCGUAGCAGACUGCAGAGACCGGGAGAACUUGACCCAGGAAGGCCCAGCUCAGAAAACUGUGGGACAGCGGAGCCAUGUGUAGAGGUGGAUGUCGGGAAGCUGGUAUCCAGGCUCCAGGAGGGAGGAGCAAGAACUUCCAGCAAACCCACAAGCAGCGCCAUGCUGACUCCAAAUUCUCUGAAGGCCGCCAGCCUGCACACCAAGAGACCUGCUCCAAGACCUGGGGCAGGCUGCAAAGAAGGUGAAUAUGAGAGCUUCACGAAAGUGCGGCUGCCUGGAGAGAAACCGGUCAUCACGCGUCCUCCGAUGCGACCCCCAGAUCCCCCCUGCAAGGCUCCUGUACCACAGAAGGUGGAGCCGAAGGCGGACCUGGUGGUGGGAACGGCAGCAGAAGUCCCCUCCUCAGUAGUGGCCUCCAGGGCAAAGUUCUUCGAGACGGCUUCCUUCAGGAGAGGCAGUUCUUCCUGCCCCCAGGGCAGAUUCCCAAACGAGGAGGGAUGAAAGGCUCCAGACUUCUGCAUGGCUGAGCCUGGAUCGCCCGAAGAUGGAUUUGCAACACAUGGUGUGUGCUCUGUAAACCAGCUCAUAUCUCCAACCCUGUCUUCGAGCAUGCCAUUGUGAACAUUUUGCAUUGCUGCAAGAGAAGCAGACACUUCCUUGCGGGGACAAUAGUUCCACCUUGCUGCUAAGUGUUCAAAAAGGCAGAAGCAGCAGUCAGGCCUUUUGCUCCUCCUUCUCCAUCACUCCACGCUUCUCUCACUCCCUGUCUCCAGAAAGUGCUGCUUGCUUUCCCCUUAAGCGUUGGGUAGCAGUUGACUUGGAAUGGCCGAAGAGAGACACGUCCUUGGUUCUGGAGGUGGGGCAGAGCCACUGUGACCAGCCUCUUACAAGGUCCUUCCCGACUUAGCAAAGAGUUGCUACCUGGACUUAGGGACUGUGGACCCUUGCUCUGCCUCAAAAGGUUUCUUACUGUGGGUGGCUUCAGAUGUGUCACAUUAAGUUCUCUUUUUUUUUCAAGGACUGAGAUGUGUCUGUGCACGUAUGUGUUUGGGAUGGGGUGGGGUGGGAGGCGUUGGGUAUUACUCAUAAAAGGCUGAAAACAUUCCUGAUUGGAGAGGUGGCUCAGUCUGUAAGCCCUCCAUACGUCUUACUGGGUCUGCUUGCACAACCAGCAGGCGUUCCAGAGAGUGAAUGGUAGGAGGAGAAUGUUGGUUCCUGUCUCACAUCUUCAAAAAUUGAAGAUUUUUGAAGCCAGGGUGCUCCAUCCCAAAGAGAAUGGCCUUGAAAAUUGAAGACGAAGUCAAUUGCACACCUCUGUGAGGAUAAUUUCCCUAAUGUCCAAAGCAGCUUCAAGACAUUCCAGAUUGUUUUGCCUUUUGUUAGACCACAUUCCACUUUUCCACCUUGCCUUAUUUUCUUCCCAAAGGGCCAUUUCCAGCUAGCAGCAGAAUGAGACGAAACACUGCAUUCAGAUCUGCUUUUAUUUGACCUGCAGCCAAAGGAAGAAAGAGAUGCUGUGGAUGCCAAGAACUGUCUUGUAGUUGUGCCUGCACCUAUACGGCCUCUCUGCCUCAGAUGUCUGGGGGAGAUGGCAUAGGACCUUUUAGCAUCUCACCUGAGAUGCUCUUUCUCCAAGCUCCAGUUUGGAUCUUUGCAUAGCCUUUGGACAGCACCCUCUCUAGGGUUUCCCAUUCCAUGGACCAGUAGUUGGUUCUUUACUGAGAACCUGGAUAAAGCACUUACUUGGAUACUUUUGCAUCAGAGGAUUGGGUUCACCUUGUCAGAGUGUCUCUGGGGACCAAGGUAGGAAGCAUCCAGUUAGUACGUUUUAGUCAUGCUUUGCAGAUACAACAAAUGAAGUUGUGACAUUUUUGGAGUGGCCCUGGGUUGCUAGAGAUCGGGCCCGUUCUGUUUUCUUUUCAGAAAUAAAGUUGACAUUUGUACCAUACCCACCACACUAGCAGACAUAAAUAAUUAUUUCUGCAGAAGUCAGCAGGGAACACCGUGUUGAUAUGUACCCAAGCCUUGCAGACGUGAAGGAAGUGAUGUAUGUGCUUCAUUCCUGUUUUUGUUACCAGUGUGCUAUCAGACAUCUACUUGAACUCUCCGAAGUUGCUGAUCAAAUUGAGAAGGUUGUCCAUCCUGUGAAGUCCAAGUUUUUAACAGCCAAUAUAAGUUAGCUAGAAUAACCGAAGAUUGAUCUACUGAUACGAGAAAGCCAGCAUGUCUCUGGCAGAGUGUUGUCAGUCCAAUCUAGAAGCCAUAGAUCAAAGCUCCCUGCUUAUUGAGUAGUGUGUGCUCAGGAGGUUGCAGUGACCUCCAGUAAGUCAAGGCAUCAGGCUAACGUCACAGGUCGAUCCACAUUUCCAAGUAAUCCGUUAAUGGAUUAUGCUGAUACCAUUAAUUUCUGCUGUGGGAGAUGACUGGGGAAAAACGCUGAAGAUGUGAUUGAUCCCAGAGAGUAGAAGCUGGGACGUGAAAGGUAGUUCUGCAUUGCGGCUUUUGAAAGCUAACUUUCACAGUUUCUUUCUGCACAAAGGGGGGCACUGAGCUCCCAAAUGACUCUGUGAUGUGAAAUUGGUACAUCUUUCCUCAAACUUGCUUUUGUCAUAAGCUAAAGAUGUCCAGCAAUUCAGCUCUCUGUUUUGUGAAUCUAAAUGCACGUAAAGUAACUUCCAUCUGGUAUAUUUUUGUCUGGUAAAAAAGUAGAUUAGUUGCAAUAAUGUUUAUAAAGUUUCCAUGGAUUAAAAAAUACACCUGAUUACCCUUGUCUGCAC
This is a messenger RNA of Python bivittatus (Burmese python), 4740 nucleotides long. RefSeq names its product oligophrenin 1 (gene OPHN1). Gene Ontology annotation, molecular function: GTPase activator activity; protein binding. The record is from RefSeq and is a predicted model, not a curated record. Gene Ontology annotation, cellular component: terminal bouton; actin cytoskeleton; dendritic spine. Gene Ontology annotation, biological process: actin cytoskeleton organization; regulation of synaptic transmission, glutamatergic; regulation of endocytosis. Lineage: Eukaryota; Metazoa; Chordata; Lepidosauria; Squamata; Pythonidae.